UUAGAUAAAUUUAUGUCGUCGGUCGUGCCUAAUCAGAUUCCUAAGUGCAAUAUUAUCGGAGAUGCAAAAGUUACCAGUUAGGAAACUACAAACGCGCGCGUGUACUUGGAUAGUUGUAUGAUAACCUCGGCCACCGUAACACGUUAAAGGGCAAUGUCUAAAAUAAUAAAUUAAACACAUGUAACAGUUACACUAAUAUAUUUAUAUUAAAAUAUUGUACGUAAUCACUGUAAUUCAACUGAAACUGUUUAGGGUGUCAAGGUCCGAUUUAAAUUCGCCAGUAAUUACCUCGACGGUGCGCACUUCAGUGCAUGGAUCUGCCAGUGCUACUCCGACCAUACGCAUGAACGUGUACACGGCGACGACGACGACUGAUCGUGUAACUGCGGCUGAUUGCGAUGGCGGAGAAGGUGGACGAAACUAUAGCGGAUAUGACCGCGGCCGGAGCGUUUGGGCCGGACAACCGGCUUGUUUCGUUCGAACUGGAGGGUCUGCACACCGGACUGGAUCAGUUCGCGUCGUGCGUCCUGUACGGCUUGGCCACCGUCGACGACCGUGACGGCCGACGCCACGAUCAUCGGCUUGUGUUCAAGUUCAAGCACCCGACACUCGAAAAGCGGGAAUUUUACAAUAACGACAGGCAGUUCCACAAUGAGAAGCUGUUCUACGAACGUAUCGCUCCGUUCUUGUUGGCCAGCCGCGGCUCGCAGCGCAACGGUGACAGUACCGCGACACCCACGCUCUGCCGUUACUUUUACGGGCGCAAUGAUUGCGACGAACAGGCGCACCGAGACGUGAUCGUCUUGGAAAACGAAUCCGUCCGUGGAUAUCGGACGGCGGUGACUAGCCACAGGUUGUCUUUAGAUUUUGACCAUCUGAUCGUUGCACUCCGGACUUUGGCAAAAUUUCACGGGCUUUCCUACAGGGCAAAGCACGAGGACUCGUUGAAGUUCAAGGAGAUAAUUGCUGAUGUGAAAGAGACUCAAUGGUCCAAAGACGGUGAAUGGUAUUUCCAUCCCAGUGUACUCCAAGGAUUGUUUUCGGUGGCCUUGGACAGGCUAAAAGAACGUCACGUUGCGGAUGGUAGCUGCGGUGACAACGAAGUGGAGUGGAUUAGCCGGUUCCAGACGGAACUGUUGACUGAUGCUAUGCAAUCGUUGAGACGCAUAGUCGCUUCCGUCGGACCAAUGUCCGUCCUGUGCCACGGCGACUUCAACCGGAACAAUCUGCUGUUCCGGUACGACGACGGUGGCCGUCCGGUGGACGCGCUGGCGUACGACAUGGCCACCAUGCGCUACGGGUCACCGGUCCUAGACCUGUCGUUCUUCCUGUACAUGAACGCGGAUCGCCAGACUCGGGACGAUCACUGGGACGCGUUGCUGGACGUGUACUGCUCUACGCUGGCCGCGGAUGCGGGUGACGUCCCGGUGCCGGGCCGCGAUCAGCUGGACGCCGAAAUACGCGAAUACGGGUUCUACGGUCUGGUGCACGUGUCGUACUUCGCAGGUAUAAUGUUGGAGGAAACCACUCAGGUGGAUUGCAGUGAGUACUUUGAUGCCGAUGAAUUCAAGAUGUUGAAUUUGUUACUCAGAAAUGGCGGUGAACCGGCCAGAGAAUGGUUCGCCGACGCCGUUCAACACUUUAUCCGCUGCAAGUACGCCGGGUCACCCGCUUACAGCACCGUCGCCAAUGAAGAUUGCUUGCCGAACGAAAUAUAAAUAUUUUUUAUUUUGACUGUUGGUUUCUCGAGAGAAAUGUUCAAAACAUUACAUCCACAGGUUGUUAAACAAAAAUGUAUUUAAUAAUGUUUUACAUCUAGUUACAAACGAUUUCAGAACGAUACGUCGUCGUCAUGAAAGUUUAAAGACUUCCGCUUUUCGUUUUGUGCGUGUUCACUUCUAUGUGCCAAAUACACUCAGUGUUUACAGACAAGAGUAAGCUACUAUCACGCAAUCAUUUUCUCUGUUUUACACACGCAUAUUAUACUAUAUUUAUAUUUCACAAUAUUCCAGUAAGAUAUUGUCACUUAAAAAUUAACAAAUGCACCCUUAUAAUUAAAUAUUAAUACAAUAACAUUAUCCGUGUUCUCUCUUUGGGUUUAUUCGAUGUUUGAAUUUUAAAACUAAUUCUAAGUAAUUUGAAAUUUUUAAAUUAACUGGUGUCCCGAUUCCCUUGACUAUCACAAUUAUAUUAUAUAGUGUUUUUUUUUCAUUAUACAUUGUAAAUAAAAAAAACAUUUUUCUGUAAAAUUGGAAUAUAUAUAUAUGUGAGCAAUACUUUUUUUUUUGUACAAGACAUUUAGUUUAAUAUGCACUAUUGUACAGAUAAAUUGUAAUUAAAAUAUAUUUAAAAAUUAUGAUAUUAUAAUAAAAGUUAAAACUAGUACUGAAUUAAAAAAAAAAAAAAAAAUUAAAU
Acyrthosiphon pisum (pea aphid) is the source of this 2415-nucleotide messenger RNA. RefSeq lists its product as uncharacterized. The record is from RefSeq and is a predicted model, not a curated record. The transcript has 2 exons. The coding region runs from base 399 to 1718 and encodes 439 amino acids. Lineage: Eukaryota; Metazoa; Arthropoda; Insecta; Hemiptera; Aphididae.